Colletotrichum godetiae is the source of this 1137-nucleotide messenger RNA. RefSeq lists its product as uncharacterized. The transcript is spliced from 5 exons. NCBI's taxonomy places the organism in Eukaryota, Fungi, Ascomycota, Sordariomycetes, Glomerellales, Glomerellaceae. The record is from RefSeq and is a predicted model, not a curated record. Bases 1 to 1137 code for a protein of 378 amino acids.
AUGGCCGACAAUGAAACCCAAGAUAUUAGAACUGAGUCGAAUGGUCCUCUUGUAAAUGGUAUCGCCAUUGGCUUUGUUGUUGCUUCGGCCGCGGUCCUCUCACUUCGGCUCUAUACUCGCCUAGUUCUCCUCAAAACCGCUGGAAAAGAUGACUGGACUAUGUUGAUCGCCAUGCUGUUUGCUCUUGUGGUCGGAAUCGGCACAGUCUUUGAAGUCAAAUAUGGAAUGGGUAGACAUGUUGAAAAUGUUUCAGCAGAGGAGACCAUGGAGCAAUUGAAGUAUCUUCUGAUUGUCAUUCUCCAUUACAAUAUGGGAAUGAAUGUCGUCAAGGUGUCCUUCUUGCUCCAGUAUCGGCGUGUGUUUGUCUCGAAAGUUGUUCAAAGAGUCUGCUUUUGGGCAAUGGUAUACGUAGUGGCCUGGGCGUGUGUCCAGGCCACCCUUCUCGGGCUUUCUUGCCUGCCCAUGGCCAUCAUCGUGCCCAGUACCGCUGGGUUCUGUCUCAACACGCUACCCAUCUGGUACUUUUCAUCGGCUAUGAGCCUAGCAACCGAUUUCAUGAUCUUCUGCAUCCCUUUGCCCUCCGUUCUGAGGCUUCAACUUCCAAGAAAGCAGAAGGCUAUGCUGUUUGGGAUCUUUUGUCUUGGCUUCUUUGUCUGCAUUAUCUCAGUCUAUCGCAUGUUCACUCUCCGCACAGCGGUCUCCAGCAAUGACCCUCCGUGGGAAAAUAUCGGCGCCGCAAUCUGGUCCGCCAUCGAGCUCAACACCUCCAUCAUAUGCGCCUCCCUGCCGACCAUCCGACCCCUUCUCGCCAAGUGGCUUCCGGGUGCAGGCCUCUCGUCCGCGCACACCAAGACCAGUGCGUACCAUCGAUACGGUCCCUCCUCAGGCAUGAGGCGCGGAACAUUCAAGGAGCUCAAGAGUGGACAACGCGAAGUUAGCACCGAAGAGCUCGUCCUCGAAGACAUGAACGCCAGUCAGUCAGGUAGCAUGCCUUCGGUCUACGCACACAUCACGGCGGACCCGGAAUUGGGCCACAGAGAUCGAAAAAUCAAGGGAAGUUAUCAGAAUCAGAUCAUGGUGACCACGGAGACGAUGAUUAAGGAGGGUCGACAAAUGGGUGUCAGCAGAAAUGGUUGA